Molecule: messenger RNA, 1968 nt
Organism: Exserohilum turcica Et28A
Lineage: Eukaryota; Fungi; Ascomycota; Dothideomycetes; Pleosporales; Pleosporaceae
Exons: 5
Coding region: 1-1968 (655 amino acids)
Source: RefSeq, a predicted model, not a curated record
AUGGGGGACUCGGGAAUGAAUGGGCUUCGUUCCAAUGGCCACCACAUCCAUUACGACUAUCCACCGUCGCAUGUUGAUGGUCCAUACAGAAUCCUGGACCAAUACCACUCGAAGCCCUCCAAGCUGCGGGUGGCCUGCAUCGGCGCUGGCGCAUCGGGCCUUUGCCUGGCAUACAAAAUGGAGAAGAUGCUGGAGCCGGGGUCUUUUGAGCUGACACUAUUCGACAAGAAUCCGCAGUUUGGCGGAACUUGGUACGAAAACACAUAUCCGGGAGUUGCUUGCGACAUACCAGCGCACGACUACAACUUCACCUGGGACCCCAAACCCGACUGGUCGACCUUUUUUGCAUCCGGAGCAGAGAUUCAGGGAUACUUUGAAGACUUUGCCGAAAGGCAUGGGAGCAAAAAGUACAUGCAGCUGAACAGCAAAGUCGAAGAGGCAAUCUGGAAUGACCAGGAUGGAUGCUACAGUCUGACCAUCAGAAACCCAAAGACUGGCGCAAUGAGAAAGGACUGGGCCCAUGUGCUGGUCAACGGGUCAGGUAUCUUGAAUAACUGGAAAUGGCCCGAUAUCCAGGGCCUUCACGAUUUCGAAGGGCCGCUGCUGCACUCGGCAUGUUGGGACCACAGCGUGGACUUCCGCAACAUCACCGCUGCCGUCAUCGGUGUCGGUUCUACCAGUGUCCAGAUUGUGCCUUCGUUGCAAAAGAUUGUCAAAAAGCUUGAAGUAUACAUGCGAAGUCCAACGUGGAUAUCGCCACCUUUUGGCGCAGGGGCGCUCAACGACGACCUCCAGAAAGGCCAGGAUGUCGACCCAGGCCAGCGGCAGUACACCUUCACCGAAGCCGACAUCAACAAGUUCAAGCAAGACCCAGAGUACCAUCUCGAGUUUCGGAAGAAGAUCGAGGCCGAGAUCAACAGCCUCUUCGGCAUGUACCAGCAAAAUUCUGCGCUGCAGAACCAGUUCAAGGACGCCAUCACCAAGGAAAUGCACCGCCGUAUCGGGCCCGGCCACGAGAAACUCAAACAAUUCAUGAUCCCCAAAUGGUCCGUAGGCUGCCGCCGCAUCUCGCCCGGCGACGGCUUCCUCGAAGCGCUGACCCAGGACAACAUAACCCCCAUUUUCGAGGGCAUCGAGCGCAUCGUCCCCGAGGGCAUCAAGACAGUCGACGGCACAAUCCACAAAAUGGACGCGAUAGUGUGCGCCACGGGUUUCCAAGUCGCCUUCCAACCCGCCUUUACCGUGCGCAACGGCUCAGGCGUCUCCAUCAAAGAAGACUGGACCGACGGGCCCAACCUGUACAUGGGUGUUUCUGCGCCUCGUUUCCCCAAUUACUAUACUAUUGUUGGGCCCGGCGCGACGUGGAGCAACGGCACCCUGCUGCCGAGUAUCGAGACGACGAUUGAGUACAGCGUCAAGUGCAUGAAGAAGAUGCAGAGCGAGGGCAUCAAGGCUAUGAGUGUGAAACAGGAGGCGCUAGAUGAGAUUUACGCGCAUUUCGACGAGUUCCAUAGGACGACUGUGUGGCAGGAGGAGUGUCGUAGUUGGUUCAAGAAUGGGUCGACAACGGGCAGGAUAUAUCUCUGGCCAGGCGCUUGGACUUUCUAUUCCAGUUUCCCUGCCCCUCCUUCUCCCAGUAGUCGACUGUUUAUUACUUACUUCCUACAUAUCGUUUCUGUCAAAAGUGGGCUUUCUAUUCCAUUUUCCUACAUCUCUUCCUUCCAGGCCCCCCAUCGCGAUUAUCUCUCUUCUCGUCUUAGUGCUACAUGCACCCCUGUCGCUCUCUCGACGAUCCACUUCCUCAAAUCAAUCAAGACGCCGCGCUGGGAAGACUACGACUACGUGUACAGAUACAAGAACCGGUUUGCGUUUCUGGGCAACGGAGAUGUCAAGGCCACGGCGACAAGAGACUUGCAUGGGCUGAGCCCAUACAUCCGGAACGGGGAUCACGAGUGGGAUGUAGACUGA